Messenger RNA from Fraxinus pennsylvanica, 300 nucleotides. Lineage: Eukaryota; Viridiplantae; Streptophyta; Magnoliopsida; Lamiales; Oleaceae. The record is from the annotation of a GenBank genome assembly.
AUGGGUCUAUGGAGCAAUGAUGUAUCAUCAGUGGUCAAUGUGCUCUGUGAUUCUAUGUGGUCCUGGAUGCAGAAGGAGAAACUUCAUUCUAAGGGACAGGUUUAUGACCCGAUAACAAAUAAUUUGGCAGAUAUGGCUACUGGACUGCGAGAAGGCUGGACUGGUUCAUGGCAUCUGUUUGUGGUUACAGAGCAUGAAAGAACGAAUCUGAAGAUUUAUGACACCGAAACUUAUUCUUGGUAUAGUGUAGAAGGACAUCCUGUGCCAAAGCAGAUAUGCAAGCCCUUCAGUGUCGACUGA